AGCAUCUUUCCCCCGCAAAUUCCAGCGCCUUGGAUCUCGGGCCUUUCAUAUGCAGAUAGCUGUCGUUCACCAGGAACACCGAUGUUUUUGCAAGGGUAAUUAUUUGCCAGGUGAAGGUCCCGAAUCCGUAGAUAGAUACGCGUGUCAUCAUAGCGCUUCAAGGUUCUAUGUAGCUUGGUCGGUUGGUGUCAUCCGUUGGCUGACGUAUAUAUGAUAUGGCGGUCGCCUCGUAUUACCAAAACAGAAUCCGAAAGAAGAUCACCGUCGAUGCUGUGUAACAACUCCGAACGCUAGCGGAGUUUACUUUUACUUUUUCUACUUCGUUUUUUUGGUAGGAUUGGGAAAAAGCCACAAUCUCAAAAUGGCGACAGCGACAAGAUCGAGGCUCCGGGAAUACUUCCACACCGAGUAUCAACCCGGUGAGCGGAAGCUGGUCCAGAAAAUCGAUUUCUUCAUCUUGACUUUCUGCUGUUUGAGCUAUUUCACCAAUUAUUUGGACCGGUCUAAUCUCAAUAAUGCCUACGUCUCGGGGAUGAAAGAAGACCUGGGGUUUGUGGGCAACCAGCUGAAUAUGAUCAACACCUGCUUCACCGUCGGCUAUGUCAUUGGCCAGAUACCCGCCAACCUGUCGCUGCAUUACAUCAAGCCACGAUAUUUCUUCCCGGCUUGUAUGGUGAUAUGGGCGGGCUUGACGAUGGUGACGGCUUCCGUGCACAAACCCCAGAGUAUCAUGGCUAUCCGCUUCUUUCAGGGUAUAGUUGAAGCUACGACUUUCGUCGGCACGCAUUAUAUCCUGGGCUCCUGGUACACCGAGCGUGAGCUAGGCAAGCGUUCCGGCAUAUUCACCGCGUCAGGAUUGGCGGGUACGAUGAUCGGAGGCUUCAUCCAGACAGGCAUUCACACCAGCUUGGACGGCCGGAACGGUCUCAGCGGUUGGCGUUGGCUAUUCAUUAUAGAUGGUAUUAUCACGUUACCGAUUGCGGUAUACGGAUUCAUUUUCUUCCCGGAUACGCCAUCGACGACGAGCGCUUUCUAUCUCACCGAAUCUGAGAGGACAUUGGCUAUAUCUCGGGUACCCCCCGUGGAAGAUAAAUCGCCCGUAUCUUGGAAAUUUUUCAAGAGGUGCUUCACCUCUUGGUUCUUCUGGGGAUUUGUGGUCCUAUGGAUCAUUGCUGGUGAGACUGAGUCCUUCAGUACAAACGCCCUCUUGGCCUUGUACAUGAAGAGCCACCCAACAAUCAAAUAUUCGGUCUCUCAGCUAAAUAAUUAUCCCACCGGUAUACCCGCUGUGGGAAUAAUAUCGACUCUUUUCUGGGCUACGCUUACGGACUUCCUCAACGGCAAACGGUAUCUCGUCGGUUACUUCAUUGCUGUCACCGGUAUCGCUACUUCUGCUAUGAUCCUAGCCGCUUCUAAGGACCCGACGAAUUCAAUGUCGACCUCGGUGGUGUUCGCUGCUUAUUAUUGGGCAGGCGCUGUUUACGCUUGCCAAGCUACCUUCUUCGCAUGGGCUAAUGAUACUCUCCGGUACGAAGAACACAUGUUUCGAGCCGUCGUGCUUGCCGGCAUGAAUUUGGGAAGUAACGCCGUGAAUGCUUGGUGGAGUAUUAUCUUCUACGGGGCAUCUAUGGCACCAUGGUUCAAUAAGGGUAUGUGGGCCAUGAUCGCCGUGUCUAUACUGUUGAUGCUUUGGACGGUAGCGCUAUCAUAUACAACUGCCAAGCACGAGAAGAUGCGAAAAGCAGAGCUCGAGCAAUCCUAUGGUGCCAGCGACCGAAAGAGCGUCACUGAUUAUUCAUGAUACCUAUCGCCAGGUCGAUCUGGAGGG
Annulohypoxylon maeteangense is the source of this 1828-nucleotide messenger RNA. RefSeq names its product MFS general substrate transporter. The coding region runs from base 362 to 1801 and encodes 479 amino acids. The transcript has 4 exons. Gene Ontology annotation, biological process: pantothenate import across plasma membrane. The record is from RefSeq and is a predicted model, not a curated record. Lineage: Eukaryota; Fungi; Ascomycota; Sordariomycetes; Xylariales; Hypoxylaceae. Gene Ontology annotation, molecular function: pantothenate transmembrane transporter activity. Gene Ontology annotation, cellular component: plasma membrane.